Chaetura pelagica (chimney swift) is the source of this 740-nucleotide messenger RNA. RefSeq names its product myosin, light chain 1, alkali; skeletal, fast (gene MYL1). Gene Ontology annotation, cellular component: contractile muscle fiber; myosin II complex. Gene Ontology annotation, molecular function: calcium ion binding. Lineage: Eukaryota; Metazoa; Chordata; Aves; Apodiformes; Apodidae. Bases 144 to 716 code for a protein of 190 amino acids. The transcript has 6 exons. The record is from RefSeq and is a predicted model, not a curated record.
ACAGCGGGUCCACCUCCAGGGCACAGGCUGUAGCUCAUUCUGACCACUGAUCCUCUCCUGGGAAUAACUUUUAAGGCUUUGGGGGGUUUUAAAAGGUUUUUUUGGGGGAGGACAGCUUUACUUUCAAGUUUAAGCAACACAAAAUGGCACCAAAGAAGGAUGUAAAGAAACCAGCAGCAGCGCCCGCACCAGCGCCAGCUCCAGCACCUGCGCCAGCACCAGCAAAACCCAAAGAACCCGCAAUCGAUCUCAAGAGCAUCAAGAUCGAGUUCUCCAAGGAGCAACAGGAUGACUUCAAGGAGGCCUUCCUCCUCUUUGACAGGACUGGUGAUGCCAAAAUCACCCUGAGCCAGGUUGGCGAUAUCAUCCGGGCACUGGGGCAGAACCCAACAAAUGCAGAGAUCAACAAGAUCCUGGGCAACCCCAGCAAAGAGGAGAUGAAUGCCAAGAAAAUUACUUUUGAAGAGUUCCUGCCCAUGUUGCAAGCAGCUGCUAACAACAAGGAACAGGGUACCUAUGAAGACUUUGUUGAAGGUCUGCGUGUCUUUGACAAGGAAGGCAAUGGCACAGUCAUGGGGGCUGAACUCCGUCACGUACUGGCUACUCUGGGUGAGAAGAUGACAGAAGAGGAAGUAGAAGAACUCAUGAAAGGUCAGGAAGACUCCAAUGGCUGCAUCAACUAUGAGGCAUUUGUAAAGCACAUCUUGUCGGUUUAAGUGGGCUUCCCCUGACACCAAAGG